Messenger RNA from Photinus pyralis (common eastern firefly), 1357 nucleotides. Its product is annotated as protein SHQ1 homolog. The transcript has a single exon. Gene Ontology annotation, cellular component: cytoplasm; nucleoplasm. Bases 57 to 1322 code for a protein of 421 amino acids. Gene Ontology annotation, biological process: box H/ACA snoRNP assembly. The record is from RefSeq and is a predicted model, not a curated record. Lineage: Eukaryota; Metazoa; Arthropoda; Insecta; Coleoptera; Lampyridae.
CUCACAUUUUAUGCCAAUCACAUUUUUGGUAAUAAGUUCGUGUUAUUUAAGUAAUUAUGAUAACGCCACGAUUUAGUUUAACUCAAAACGAUGAGACUGUUACUAUUACCAUUCGCGCCCCUUACUGUAGCCUGAAAGAGUUAGAUGUUAGCGUGGAAGAUUCGGAGUUCAUAUUUUCCUGCCGCCCCUACUACUUGCGUUUGAAUUUACCUGGUAAGAUUGAAGAAAAUGAUAAAACAAACAGUAAAUUCGACAGCGAUUCGGGUGAAUUUACUUUCACUUAUGAGAAAGUCGUAUUUGGUGAGCACUUCGAAGAUCUACAAUUUAUAACGAAACUGUUGGGUAAGAAAAUUGAAAUCGAAAGUGGAGGUCGUCUAAUUGAAGUUAUUGGCUCGCAAACGGUUCCCGAAACUGAAGUUGACGAUGACAUGAAAUAUGGAUUCGCUAUGCGUGGUGGUUACCGCUUUAAUAUUAUCAGUGGGGAAUUUGGAGAUGUCUUCGACAUUGACCCUCACGAGGUGAAAUUUCAAGACAGAACUUCAUUACGACACAAGAAUGAACAGAAGGAUUUCAAUUCGGAACACUACUUGGCAGAUUUAUUUGAUAAUGACGAGCUUAGUGAAUUACUAACUUUAAAAGUACCUUGGGAAGACUGUAGCGUGGAAUUUACCUCAAAAGAAUUGGACUUCCUUAAGGACUUACCCAAUGUUGAAUAUAAUUUAAGUGCGCAACAAAUCCAAUUUUGUCACAAUAGUUUGUUGGAUAUUCUUUAUAGCUACUGUUACGAUUGCCGAAGCACAUGCUUUGACUCAACGUGCGAAUCUGGUUGGACUAUUUCAAAAUUGAGUGCCUCACUGUGCUGCUUUGAUAGUUUUGCAACACCAAAAGAAGCAGUAAUAUGUGCAUUUAGACGAAGUUUAAUUUAUCCUCUAUAUCGAAACUUUAAUUUUUGCCAGAAAGUGCUAUCAGAUUUAAAAGUGCUUAUUAGUCGUGGCGAUCAAUAUAUAAUAAAAUGUUUAAUUGACAUUUAUAACAUAUUUUUAAAAGGGGACAGUGGUCGUUUUAUUCUUAAUAACUUAUUUAUUAAGGACUACAUUGUGUACAUCAUGAAAUGGGAUAAAGAGCUGUGGUGUAAAACUGUUACAGUAUUAAAUAGUGUCACCAUUCAAAAACAAGAACUUGGCUUAAACUUGGUGCAAUUGGAAAAGGCAGUCGAAGAAGACGAUCUAACCAGUACUUUGGCUAACUUAAGUCUCAACCACUGCGACUCUGAUGAUAGCGUGACCGACACAGAUACCUCUGACAGUUGUGAUGACGAUUAAAUCCUACUUACCAACUGUUGUAUAACGAACAUAAG